Cinara cedri is the source of this 486-nucleotide messenger RNA. Lineage: Eukaryota; Metazoa; Arthropoda; Insecta; Hemiptera; Aphididae. The record is from the annotation of a GenBank genome assembly.
AUGAAUAUAAACUUGUUCCCUGAUUAUUUAUCAAAAAGAAAAAAAGCAAUAUACCAGAAGUAAGUGCUUAGAUAAUACAAAUAACCCGGGUGUGAUUUUAGCUGCAAAAGAACAUUUUAUUUAAAACACUCAUUAUGUAAUAUAUGAUAAAUUACUUACUGGAUUUUUUUAAAAAAAAAACAACGCUUACGAAGAAUUAAAAGAAAAAUUGGUUUUCUCUUUAGAAAUGUGGAUAGAUCAGAUAUAGAAAAAUGUUCAAAAAAUAUACUGGAAACUUAUUCUGAUGCUUUAGAUUCUGAUAAUUUUGAAAGUAAAUUAAUACAGUUUCAAGAGUUCAGAAAAUUAUUUCUCGACACUAAGCAGGAUCCUGGUUAUUAUUUGAAAUAUAUUCGAAGUAUGAAUAUUCGCCAUACAAUUCCUAACGUAAACACUAUAUUACAAAUAUACUUGUCAAUGCCACGCUUGAAUUGUAGUAGUGAACGUUAA